This is a messenger RNA of Gopherus flavomarginatus (Mexican gopher tortoise), 1779 nucleotides long. RefSeq names its product ras-related protein Rab-10-like. NCBI's taxonomy places the organism in Eukaryota, Metazoa, Chordata, Testudines, Testudinidae. Gene Ontology annotation, biological process: cellular response to insulin stimulus. The record is from RefSeq and is a predicted model, not a curated record. Gene Ontology annotation, cellular component: recycling endosome; Golgi apparatus; insulin-responsive compartment. The transcript is spliced from 6 exons. Bases 86 to 712 code for a protein of 208 amino acids. Gene Ontology annotation, molecular function: GTPase activity; GTP binding.
CCGGCCGGUUUCGGUUCUGCGCAGGCCGGGUGUUCUCGCCGCUCGCCCCUUUCUGGGACCACAGGACGUGGCUCCCGGACGGGACAUGGCUGGGCCGGGGCACUGCUCCGCGGGGAAGCCGCUGCUGGUGAAAAUAGUGAUGGCCGGGGAGUCCUGCGUGGGGAAAACCUCCAUCGUGAGGAGGUACACGGAGCCCAGCCCGGCCGGGCCGCCCCGCGCCGCCUCCUACAUCGCCACCGUCGGCAUUGAUUUUAAAGUAAAAACAAUAACCUUUAAUGAUACAACAGUGAAACUUCAAAUAUGGGAUACUGCUGGUCAGGAACAAUUCCAUACAAUUAGUACUAGUUAUUUUCGUGGAGCACGUGGCUUUGUUCUGGUCUAUGACAUAACAAACUCAGACAGUUUUCAGGGUAUAACAAGCUGGAUGAAAGAUAUACAUGAGAAAGCAGAUGACGAGGUGGAUAUAGUACUGUUGGGUAACAAGUGUGAUAAGGAGACAGAACGUGUAAUUCCAAAGCAUAGAGGAGAAAAGCUUGCAUGGGAAUAUGGUAUACCUUUUUUUGAAACCAGUGCUACAGAUAACAUAAAUAUUGAAGAUGCCUUUUCAGUAUUGGUCAAAGAAAUAUUGGACAAGAAUUCCUGCAUAUUGUGUGACUUAGAUGUGGUUGAUCUAAAUGAAAGUAAGAAAAAGAGAACUUGCUGCCAAUUGUGAAAUGUCACCUGCACUUCUGUCUUACUUCAGGAAGUGUUAACGAUUUCAUAGGAAUACACAAAGGUGUUAAAAUGAAUUUGAUUAUUUAGGCAAUUUGUGUAUGUUACAGAAAUCUUGCUGCUGUAAGUAUUGACAUUUACAAUGCUACAGUACUGUAUAUACAUGAAUGUUCUAUUUCCUAGUUUUUAAAAGUGAAGUUAAAUCAAUUAUUUGCAUUUAGGACCUUUAUGACCAGCACAGUGGGACUAUUCAUAAAUGCCAGUGUUUUCAGGAAUGGGACCUAAAUGUACAAUCCUUCUCUUGUUGAAGUUAAUAACUGCCUUAAUUUUUUUUCUUUGUCUGUCUCUUCACAUAGUGAACCCUACAACAAAGGGCCCCUCAGACAUGCAACCCUCAGAUCUAAAUGACCAAUUUAAAAUAUUCCCAAAGUUUCCAAUACAGUCUGAAUUAAGUUUAAAUUAGAGACAUUAUCAAUUAAAUUAGAGACCAUAACUGAGAUUCUGCCGUGUCCUUGGGUGGUCGCUUAACAUACAUUUCUGGAUAGUUUUGGGGUGGGUUUUUUUUUGAGGUGGCAGGGGGUGGGAAUUGGUUGUUUGGUUUUUGUUUGUUUUUUUUCCAGUGUAAAGAGUUUGUAUUGUUUUGUAAUACCAGUGCAAAACAAGGUGUAACAGGACCAAAAGAGAAAAGAAAAACUUAUCUAAUGUACAUACAUUAUACAGACAGACUUUAGAAUGAAGAAAAAAACAGAAGUUGAUAAAUACAUGUAUUUACACUAAUGUAAUGUUACACACUGUGUGUAGAACACCAAAUCAAUUAUUAUUAUUUAUUGGGAUUCUCAAUGCUAAGAAAGACUUCAUCAUGUUACACAUGGAUGUAUGCAUCCUCUUAAUUUGUACAUCAGAACAAUGGAAUGUUUCCAGUGGUCAAUAGAUUGCUGAUAAGAAGUUUAUAGCCUUGUAAAAUAAUAGUAGUGGAAUAUUUUCAGGAUGUUAAAGUUUUCUAAUGUUAUCAAUUUGUUCCUUUAUACUAGAUGAUCUGAGUAUUAAUAAAAGUAUAUUCAGUGGUAA